AUGUUGAAUAUUGCAGGGACAGAGUGUGUGCUCUACCAGGGUUGGGUGACGACCAGCUACAAUGGUUCGUAUUCCGACAUUGUCAACCUCUACUGCUACACCGCUUAUCACUAUGGCUUCGAUCUUGCCCCUGCAGCCACCUUCACAGCUGCGUCAUAUUACUCCUUCACGCCACCUGAAAAUGCUGUUCAGGGAUUCUACUGUGACCACAUUAAGUACUGUUUUAAUUCUUUCGUCCAAACCAACCCUUGGUGGAUGGCCGACCUUGACUCGCCGAAAGGCGUUUCCAAGAUUGUCGUCAAGACACGAAAAGAUCUCAGGGACUUCAGCAACGUGGAGAUCCGCCUGGGUAACACCUCGAGCUUCACCAGCAACCCGCUGUUUGCCUCGUACAUGGGACUGACACCUACUCCCCUGGAGAUCCUGGUUUUCGCUCCAUCAUCCCCCAUGACAGGUCGCUACCUCUCCCUUCAGAGCAUCACAUCAUCGGGAGCCCUUAAUGUUUGCAACAUCCAGAUCAUUGCUGCUUGA
Messenger RNA from Procambarus clarkii (red swamp crayfish), 531 nucleotides. RefSeq lists its product as uncharacterized. Lineage: Eukaryota; Metazoa; Arthropoda; Malacostraca; Decapoda; Cambaridae. The record is from RefSeq and is a predicted model, not a curated record.